Molecule: messenger RNA, 1329 nt
Organism: Seminavis robusta
Lineage: Eukaryota; Bacillariophyta; Bacillariophyceae; Naviculales; Naviculaceae
Source: the annotation of a GenBank genome assembly
AUGAAGUGCCCUCUGUUUCCCGACCUGUUGGUCUUCUCUCUGUGUCUCCUUGCCACUGCCAGUGGUCAAGAGCAAGGAGAUGGGAGAUCGUCUUUUUAUGCGAGUGGAAGUGCUCUCAGGGAUACCGGUAGUAGUAGUGGUACCGCCUCCAUGCCAGAGGCCUCCUCUCCUCCAUCUCUUCUGGAAACUUUUCCGUCGCAACCAGAGUGUCCCUGCAUCGAUUCGACUGGCACCUUGGCCCAUCACAGUGAUUGCACCAUCCUUACUGCUGCGGACGGAUUGGAACAAGAUGGAGUGAUGGUGGACGGUGUCUGCAAGCCCACGUAUCAAGGAGCGAACGUGUGUGCUGCAUGGGAUAUGGUUCAUGAUCCGGCUUGCUCCUCCCGCAAGGAUCCACGAACCUACUGUCCUCGCAGAUGGUGCUACGUGGACCCCAAGCAAUGCCGCAGCUCCAAAGAGCGGUACUACAAGAGCGACAGAUUUGACCUGUAUUACUCCUAUUCUACCUGCCGCUCCAUCGCACAAGAAUGGCUCGAAUUCAAGACCAUUGAUGCCACGGAAAAUCGCACGCUUGUCGUGGGAGUUCCCAGAAUUCUCUGGCCUCUUCAUUACAAGGAGGACUCGGCUGGGCAUGUCUACGAGCCGAAUAGUCCCGCCGUAUUUGAUGAGAGCAUUCCAUGGAGGGGACACCUCAUUGACUAUUUCAACUCUGUCGUCAAAUACUCCAAUAUCAAAUCAAUCCAGUACGUGCACCGAUCCGAGGGAUCCAAAUACAAAGGCUUGCCCAAUUCGUAUACCCAAUCUGUGUCUGAUGUCGAGGCGGGCAUUAUAGACCUUGCCAUCUCCACGUAUUGGGUCACCACAGAACGUCUCGCCAUGGCCUCGUUCACCACCACAGUGGCGCAAGAUGAAUUCCGAUUAUGGAUUCCACAACCAAAAUUCUCGGCCGACGAAAGCUUUCGGGAAAACGUUCGCAAGAUUCUACAACCAUUUUCUCCAGGAUUGUGGUUGUGCAUUGUGGGUACGAUUGUCGCCUUUGCCAUUCUAUCGACCAUUGUCAGUCCAAAACACUUUCGAGAUUUCGACCCCAAAGCCACACCAUGGGACAAGACCAAAAGAAGGUUCUCGAUAUUGACCGACUCACUCAAUGUCAGUUUUCUAGAGUUUCUAGGAGGCGGGGUGGACUAUCGGAGCAGCGCUAACAUGUCUCAAAAGUGCUUGAAUCUCGGCUUUGCCUUUACGAUUUUCAUUGGGGUGACGGCAUACACGGCCAAUUUGGCAGGCCUUUUUGACAUUGUCCAGUACCACCUCGUAUCUGUCCAGCAUUGA